UAUCUCGGAGUGUGAGCCGUGAAGGGCGCACUGCUCGAGUCUUUCGCCAGAGAAGGAGUUUGUUGUUUGCCGAAAGGAGCUCAGUCGUCCCGGACCCCCCCCCUAUUCGUGUCGAACCUGUGUUGCCAUGGCUGCGUGCGGCAGGAGCCCGCUACUGGUGGCGAUUCCUCUGUGGAUGUGUUUUGGGAGAGCUGCUGCUCUGGCCGAACCUGAGAUCUGUUAUGUGCUGGACGGCAUCCUCUUUUUGUACGGCAUCAUCCUGACAGCCCUCUACUGCAAGAUCAAGAUCUCAAAUGCUAAAGAAGCUAACCAUGGGAAAGGAAAGCCAAAGCAGAAUGUGGAAGAGGGCAUAUACACGGGUUUGACUCCGCGUGCCCAGGACACAUACGAAACCAUCGGCAUGAAGAAGUGACGUGAUGGAGGGGAAAGUCCAAUUUUCUUCUUUCUUUUUUUGUUGUUGUAUUUAAGUAUUGCAUAUCACAUUGUGCUUAGAUGUUGGAGAUUUCGUACGCCGGGGAUGUUUAUUUCCCCUUUUUUUUUUUUUUUUUUUUUUUUGCUUUUGUAGAGUGAGGAGACGGAAAGAGGGAGGAGGAGGGGAGGCCAUGUGUUGUAUGGGCUUCACUGCUUGUUGCACAUAUUUAAGUUUAAGGCAAACAGAUUUUUAUAACUGCAGUGCUUAAAAGACAUUUUUAUAUUGUGUAUUUCCCCCUUUUCUUUCAAAGAAAUGUACUUUUUUUGUUUGCGUGUUUGUUGUAACAUACGUUGUGAGCGUUUUGUGAUGACUGGCCCCAACUAACUUCCCUCUACGGACGAUACAUUUCACUUCCUUUAUUUUUGAACUUUUUUUUUUUUUUUUCUUUGGUGCAACAUGUCCGUAGUCGCGCCAUAAGAUGACAUCUGUUAUUUGGGGGAAAAUUGCAAAAGAUGGAGGGAGGAAAAAAAAAAAUGAGCCAGGGAGUGUUUCCUGUACACCACAGGAUGGCAGUGAUGGUGCAACUGGUUCCUUUACCUGUGUCUGUGUUCACACACAAACACACAAAAAAAAAAACACAGCUAAAGUUAUUUUCUAUUUAAACUGCUUCUUGUUGGAAGCUGUUACUUGUACAUAAAGACAUUUGUGGAUUAAAUAACUCUCUGUCUGUCUCUGGAUUAAAUAUUAAAGUAGCAACCUCACGCCUCCUGUGAAUGCAUUUUGGUCCAUAUACAAAAAAAACCCCUAAAUAAACAUAACAUUCCUUACCUAACGUAGCCCAGAUUAUAACACGUAAACCUGCUGUGUUUGUAAAAUAACAUCACAAUGUCAAUACGAAAAGUAUCUGUGUCAUUCCCCAGAUUGUUGUACGUGAUCCCAUUCCAUUAAAAAUAAACAAAAAGGUCGUCACAA
This is a messenger RNA of Mugil cephalus (flathead mullet), 1384 nucleotides long. It is a transcript of the gene fcer1g, whose product is annotated as Fc epsilon receptor IgFc epsilon receptor Ig. The coding region runs from base 128 to 412 and encodes 94 amino acids. Gene Ontology annotation, biological process: cell surface receptor signaling pathway. The transcript has 5 exons. The record is from RefSeq and is a predicted model, not a curated record. Gene Ontology annotation, molecular function: IgE receptor activity. Gene Ontology annotation, cellular component: Fc-epsilon receptor I complex. Lineage: Eukaryota; Metazoa; Chordata; Actinopteri; Mugiliformes; Mugilidae.